Melanotaenia boesemani (Boeseman's rainbowfish) is the source of this 3233-nucleotide messenger RNA. RefSeq names its product grainyhead-like protein 2 homolog. Gene Ontology annotation, biological process: regulation of transcription by RNA polymerase II; brain development; neural tube development. Gene Ontology annotation, molecular function: RNA polymerase II cis-regulatory region sequence-specific DNA binding; DNA-binding transcription activator activity, RNA polymerase II-specific. The transcript is spliced from 15 exons. Lineage: Eukaryota; Metazoa; Chordata; Actinopteri; Atheriniformes; Melanotaeniidae. Bases 353 to 2227 code for a protein of 624 amino acids. The record is from RefSeq and is a predicted model, not a curated record. Gene Ontology annotation, cellular component: nucleus.
GAAUCGCUUUUAAUCACCUAACCAAUCAGCAAGGCCGCCUUCGUUUCCUUGUUCAUCCACUUCUUCAGGUGCUGCGUUGCUCAUCUCUUCUCCCCUCUUCUUCAGAAGAAUACAAACCAGUCCUGUGCUGCAAAUGUAACUUUCCUAUCCGACCAGUGUUGGUUUAACUGCAGCAGACUUUACAGACUCUGGAAUAUAUAUCCAGGCGGUAAGCUUCUAUCAACUGUUCUGACGGAGGCAGCCUCCCGCGGGUCCACACUGUUCACAGUGUCCUGCACAAACUGACCUGCAGUAACUAGAAAAGCUAGUUUCUCAAUCAAGUCCAAGAAAACAUAAGAGUAUUGGAGGCGAUAUGGACCUGGACAGUAAACACUUGGUGGUGGUGGUACCAAACGAAGUUUCAGUGGCCUCCCGCAGAGUAUUCAGCAGCGAGGAUGAGGCAUGGAAGAGCUAUCUGGAAAACCCACUGACUGCUGCCACUAAGGCCAUGAUGAGCAUCAAUGGAGACGAGGAUAGUGCUGCAGCGUUGGGACUGCUGUACGACUACUACAAGGUUCCUAAAGAGAGGAGAUGCACCUUCAGUGGUGUUAAAAGCACAGACCCCACCACUCUCAUAUCUAGUAGCUACAUGGCAGACCUCCACUGUCAGGCUGUGGGAUCCAUGCCUGUUAAUCUCUCCCUAAACAACAGCACCACUUCUGAACUUAAAAGCUCCAAACAUGGAGCUGCAAGUCUCUCAGGAGAUACCAGAGGAGGAGAUUGCAAAGGUGGAGGCAGUGCACCUCUUGCCCUGGUCAAAGCUGAAAACCAGAUGUCUAUGCUGGUUUCUUGUUCUGCUGCCUCCUACCAAGAAGAACACAGAGAGCAACCAAGGAUGCGGAACGAGCAGAGCUGCCAUGAUCUGCCCCUCACCCCUUACCCGAAGGAUGACCAGAGUAGCACCCCGGACAGCACGUAUGACGGAGAGAUGUAUCGGAGAAAUUCUUCCCCAGAGGUUGACGGAUUUCCGCGUAGCCUACCAGACGACACUUUUCAGUACAGUCUGGACGCCAGCAUGUCGCUGCGACCUCGGCAAGGAGAGGGACCCAUGGCCUACCUGAACCGGGGCCAGUUCUAUGCACUGACGCUGUCUGAGUGCGGCUUCAGAUCAUCGCUUUGCCAGCCCAGAGGCAAAGUGCAGGUGAGUGGAGCGGCGUCAUCACACGGGGCUGGCGGGAGUAGUGAACAAUGUGCCGUGGGAAGUUCUGAGCUGCAGCACGACAGCAUCGUACAGAGCGUUGUUAUGGUCGUCUUUGGGGAAGACAAGUGCAGAGAUGAGCAGCUGAAGAACUGGAAGUACUGGCAUUCCCGCCAGCACACGGCCAAACAGAGGGUCCUGGAAAUUGCUGACUACAAGGAGAGCUUCAACACAAUUGGGAAUGUGGAGGAAAUCGCCUACAACGCCGUGUCAUUCACCUGGGAUGUCAGUGAGGAAGCUAAGGUCUUCAUCUCUGUGAACUGUCUGAGCACAGAUUUCUCCUCGCAGAAGGGGGUGAAGGGCAUGCCUCUGAUAAUCCAGAUCGACACCUACAGCUACAAUAGCUGCAGCAGCCGGCCCAUCCACAGGGCCUUCUCUCAGAUCAAGGUCUUCUGUGACAAGGGUGCAGAGAGGAAACUACGUGAUGAGGAAAAGAAACAACUCAGGAAGAAGACAAAAGGGAAACAUGGCAGCUCAGGGCUGACUUCUCCUGUUCUGAGGGCCGAAAGCACGCUUUUCAAAAGCAUGUGUGACCUGGACUCCCAGCCUGUCCUCUUCAUCCCUGAUGUCCAUUUUGGAAACCUGCAGAGAGCGGGGCAGGUGUUCAAUUUCAGCACUGAAGAGGUUGUCAGAGACAGAGGUCUUCUGAUGAAGAGGAUGUCAAGUCAGGAUGAAGUCUGUGCACCUCAGCUCAAGAAAACCAAAGUGGAGCCGGAAAGAAAAGUUCUAUUGUAUGUGAGGAAGGAGUGUGAUGAAGUAUUUGAUGCCCUAAUGCUGCGUGCCCCGACUCUCAAAGCACUGAGGGAGGCUAUCUCUGAGAAAUACUCUGUGCCUGUUGACAAGAUGUCCAAAGUCUACCAAAAAAGCAAAAAAGGGGUCCUGGUAAACAUGGACGACAACAUCAUCCAGCACUACUCCAACGAGGACACCUUCAUCCUGGCUAUGGAGAGCUCAUCCAACUCCUUGCAUGUGACUCUGUCAGAAAUCUGACGGUUGUCGUCCUCAACACGGCUGCAGUCAUCAGGUUGUCCAGAGGAGACCGCUGCUGGCUGAAGCCCUGUGUGUAAAAACAACCGCAGCAAAUGUCUGAACCUAACAUGGCAGUCACAGUAGGCUUUGCUGCCCUCUGAAACACUGGCUAAACUCACCCAGCAGGAAAAAUCUGCCUCACUCGCUGCACCUCAUGUUUAUUAGACAACCUCAUGUAGGUGGAAUUUUUGCACUAGGGACACAGGGUUAAAGAAAAAGGGGGGAUAAAAAAAAAAGCUUUAAAAAUCAGAUUUUUAUUUUUUGUUACAUUGGAAAAAUUUUUUGAUGCCUCCUUGACAAGAUUGUACUUUUAACUUUUUUAAAUUGAGCUGUAAUUAAGAGACGGUUUUAUCUGUGCCAGCGCAGAGCCACCAGGCAGCUUGCUGUUAUACUGUAGAGAAUCAGUAUAUUUUGGAUAAGCAUCCAGGAGCGCAGCUGUUAGCUUCCUCUGCGCUUUCUGCCAUCUUACCUGUGGUAUCUACUGGUAGUAAAAGCUGAAAAUGACCUGAUCACAUGUUAAAAGCUUCACACAAAGUCCGCAAACAUUUUUGUUGGCAUAAAAAACAACCAUUGCAGGGGCUUUUAUAUGUUUGUUGUUUAUCAUUGUUAUUUUAGAUUCAUUGUUUUUUGAAUCGUCAUUGAAAUUAAGUUACAUUUUUUGUUCUGCUUUGUUUUUUUAUUUUCUCUUUGAAAUGAAACCAGAUACCAUCAUGGAACAAGACUCCAGUCUCCAGGAUGCUGUUAGGCUGUUUUGCUUCCUCUGAGUGCGUGUUUAUUGCUUUUCUACCCACCAAAGAGACCGUAGUCAUUAGUAUUUAUGACAUUUGUUUACACAGCACUUCUUCUGAGGCUGUAAGAAGCCAUCAUAAUGCUGCCUGUGUUUACACCAGAUCCACCAAAACCUUCAUAUGUUUCAUGCAGCAUGUACAGUCUUUUAAAUGAGCCAAUAAAUAUAGUUUUAUAUGGA